Molecule: messenger RNA, 1665 nt
Organism: Synchytrium microbalum
Lineage: Eukaryota; Fungi; Chytridiomycota; Chytridiomycetes; Synchytriales; Synchytriaceae
Exons: 9
Coding region: 1-1665 (554 amino acids)
Biological process (GO): intracellular signal transduction; microtubule cytoskeleton organization; protein phosphorylation
Cellular component (GO): cytoplasm
Molecular function (GO): ATP binding; protein serine/threonine kinase activity; tau-protein kinase activity
Source: RefSeq, a predicted model, not a curated record
AUGCCGCGACCAAAGAGCGCCGACAGCGAGUUCCUGCAGCUCAUAAGUGCUACCAAUGUCAACAUUAUAGGCAAUUAUAUCCUGGGAAGAACCAUUGGGGAAGGGAGCUUUGGAAAAGUGGCAAUCAAGAUUGUCGACAAGAUCCACGCUCCUGCUGUCAUUCGAGAGGCAAGUCAUGUCGAGACCUGGAGACAUCUUCAUCAUCCAAAUAUCGUCCAACUAUACGAAGUCCUCACUACAGAAACCAAAAUCUACAUGGUCACUGAAUGGGUCUCUGGUGGAGAGGUAUUUGACUAUGUCGUCCAGCGUGGGAAGCUUGACGACACGGGACUGGAAUCACGUCGCAUAUUCCGACAGAUCGUCGAAGCAGUCGGAUACUGCCAUGAAAAGAGCUUUGUCCAUCGCGACCUCAAGUUGGAAAACAUUCUCCUCACAGAUGAUUUGCAGAUUAAAGUAAUCGAUUUUGGAUUCACUCGCGAGUAUAAUGAGCGCAGAUUACUCGACACUUAUUGUGGCUCUGUUGCCUACGCAGCACCUGAAAUGAUAUCUGGGAAAAAGUACUCUGGACCUCAAGCAGAUGUUUGGUCUCUAGGAGUCAUCCUCUACACCCUCUUAUGUGGAUACCUACCAUUUGACGACGACAAUGACGCCAAUAUUCAUAAAAAGAUACUUGACGUCGAGUUUGAUACACCAUCCAUUCUGAAACUAGAGGCGUCAGAAAGACUGACCAUACCAUCAAUAUUAGCACAUCCAUGGCUCUCGGAUGCUGACGGCCCUUCGUCACUACGAACGUCACCGCCCACUCCAUUUGGAAACAGACCAGACGAAGUAUCACUUGCUCAGCAACUAAUGGAUUCAGGAUUCGACGUAGCAAACAUUUUAGCAUCUGUGAGAUCACAUGCGUGUGAUAGUGCAUCAGCAUUGUGGUAUCUACUGCUACAAAAAACACGUAAUCUGAAUCCAGUAUUAGCAUCUGAACCAUCUAGUCCAACAUCACCCAUACCCGCAUUCAUAUUCAGUGAUUCGAGAAGGAGCUCUUCCCAAACCUUGCGUCCUACCGAUUUAGACCGUCUUGCUGCUCAAGGUGUAAGUCAACGGAGAAAAUCAGUCGAAGCUACAGCACCUGGAGAGGCUGGUCAGAAACUGUUGAGUGGUAGUAGUAGUGUUACUGGAAGACGGGGGAUGAUGAUGGAAGCCAUGAAGAAUACGGCCACAGUAACCAGGUAUCCACCAUCUAGAAGGUCAUCAAAAGAAGGAUCAGCAGGUUUGGGAGGAGUUCUUGAGAUCCCAUCGCCCAUAUCACCAAGGAAAACGAGUGGUGUUGUCAUUGAGGAAGAUGAACAAGAGGAUGAAACAUGGACGUCAUCCGCUGUGUCAAAUAGUGCUAACAUGAUUAGGAGGCCGUCUUCCCCCACUUCGCUUUCAAAUUGGGAUAAUGAAAGGCAAAGAACAGAAUCUGUUAUAUCAGACACGUCAGAAGUGAGUAGCCGUGCACAAUCUGUAAUCCGAACAUCCUUCACAAGUAGUGCACGUAAACGGGGUCGAGGGGGACUGAAGGCACGAUAUGGACAAUCGCGACUGGAUUCUUUUCCUGGAGAUGAACCAAACAGUACAAGUAAUAAUAAUAGUACAGGUUCAUGGGACGAUGAUGAGCCUCUGAGUUAA